AUGUUGCUUGCUGGAGAAAGGCUGACAGCAUGCAAGGGGACAACGACGCGGCACUUCCUGGUAGAUGGACGCAGAGGCACGGUGGUAUGCGAGAGGAGACGCACAUCAUGGCAAGAUAGUACCUCGCCGCAUUUUUGGCUCUGUGGGGCGUCGUCAGGAAGGAUCAAAUGGGACGACGGGAGGCCUGGGCCAUCCUGGGUGCCUGCCACCUGGGUUCUUACCUCUGGGGGCUGGCAGAACUUCGACUCUGGAAGCAGCCAAAGCAGCGUGAGAGGGAAGGACUCAAGGAGAACAAUGGGAGAGGCCAGGAAGGAGGGGUGA
This is a messenger RNA of Colletotrichum paranaense, 321 nucleotides long. RefSeq lists its product as uncharacterized. The transcript has 2 exons. Lineage: Eukaryota; Fungi; Ascomycota; Sordariomycetes; Glomerellales; Glomerellaceae. The coding region runs from base 1 to 321 and encodes 106 amino acids. The record is from RefSeq and is a predicted model, not a curated record.